GUGAAAUUUGCAGGACCACCCGGACCCAAAGGACCUCCAGGACCACCAGGACCACCUGGGCCAGAAGGAAACCAAGGGCCACCAGGUCCACCGGGACCUUCUGGAGCAGGUGGAGAAAAAGGAAUCUGCCCCAAAUACUGCGCCCUCGAUGGUGGAGUCUUCUUCGAAGACGGAACAAUGCGACGUCGUUGA
This is a messenger RNA of Cylicostephanus goldi, 192 nucleotides long. NCBI's taxonomy places the organism in Eukaryota, Metazoa, Nematoda, Chromadorea, Rhabditida, Strongylidae. The record is from the annotation of a GenBank genome assembly.